This is a messenger RNA of Priapulus caudatus, 886 nucleotides long. RefSeq lists its product as uncharacterized. NCBI's taxonomy places the organism in Eukaryota, Metazoa, Priapulida, Priapulimorpha, Priapulimorphida, Priapulidae. The record is from RefSeq and is a predicted model, not a curated record. The transcript has 2 exons. The annotation marks the transcript as partial.
UCCCGACUUGUUCGAGUCGGAGUCGAUGGAGGGACCGGAGGAUGACCGACGGACGGCGACGCCAGUGCUAGGCUUCCGGCCCGUGUCGUCCGGCGGCGUACCGACGCACCGCGCUGCCGUGGCCAGGACGCCGCUGUUCAGAAAAAAUGUGGCUGUGGUGGAUGGCGGCAAGCCCACUCCCGUAGCCACGGCAACCACUGUGGGGCCCUUCAAACCCGCUCUAGUAUUUACAGACACCAAUGCUGAGAGUAUAACUUCUAGAUCUGCUCUAGCUACCACAGCCACCACUGCAGCUACCUCCAAGUCCAGACCUCUACUGCUGACCGCAGCAACGACUGCAGACACGGCGAGGUCCGUUGUCAUGACGCCGGUACCCACAGCUGUCGUCGUCACGGGGACGCGACGCCCCGGGCUCGCCGGCAGACGCCGCGCAACUCUCACGCCCGAACGCGGCGGCCAUGGCGGUUCCGAUGACGAGGGAGCGUUUGUCGGAGUGGCGGCGCGCGGCUGACAUCGGUCGCGUGGCGCGGAGGCGCGGGUUGUCCCGUAGACCCAGCGCCGGUGUGCAGCGUGACAAUAGAACAAUGGACAAGAGAGGUUCAGAUGGCAGGGCGUGCAGCCCAGUGCUAGACAUGCGGUCCGUGGGUGAUACUGUAAAGCAGGAGCCGAUGGCAAAGCCCCAACCUGUUGCUUCUGAUCGAAUAAUCCUCGCAGAAAGGCGAGAGACCAACCCACGAGAGGAAACAACGAGCAAGAGGAGGCGUGGGUCGACAGACGACGAAGCCAUCACGGCUGCCAACAGGGGAGGGGGAGGAGAAGGAGAGGGCACGGCGGACGAGAACGACUGGGAGGAUGGAGGGAGGCUGGUCACGCGCAGAAGCUCGAG